CACGUGGAGAGAUGGACUGUGGAGGGACGCCCCAUGUAGUCUACAGCUUCCUUUUGUCUGCGUGCGUUCGCUAGAUUACGAUGACUCCGUGGAGGAAGAAGUGUUCUGUCCGGAUCCGGGUCGCCUCGAGAACGGCGGCGUCAGUCCGGAUUUCCGCAACCGGGAUUACGUUCCCGGCGCGAGGCUGUACUUCUCCUGUGACGAGGUUUACUACCUGAAGGGAGCGGGGGAGACAACGUGCGGGGCGAACGGAGAGUGGAUGGACGAGAAACCAGAAUGCGUGAGAGUGAAGGUGUGCAGUCACCCUGGCAACCCGGGUCAUGGCAUCGUCAGCAUCAGACUGAUGUCCAAGCCGACGGUGGUGACUAUGCGACCACAGAGAGGGCGCUACGAGCAACUCAUAUCUCCGUCGAGCAGCAGGAGCGGCAGACCUCCGCUAGCGCUCAUGGAUGCUGAGAGCAAUGCUUACGGCCGCACGUCCGCCGACUGGACGGCCAUGUCUGCGGAGAGUCACUCACAGCAGCAGGGAGAGUGGGAUGCUCACAUACCUGACGGCUACUACAGAGCGAACACACGCAUGCACUUCGCCUGUGUCUCCGGGUUUUACAAGUUGGUUGGCUCGGAGACGAGGACGUGUCUGAGUUCUGGUCAGUGGACGGGGAUCCAGCCAACGUGCCUCCCAGUUUGUGGAAAAUCGUCAGCCCCGCGGACGCCUUACAUUGUCAACGGCAUUACGACUAAGAAGGGCGAAUGGCCGUGGCAAGCCGGCAUCUCACGCUAUCACAAAUUCAAAUGGCAGCUGGACUGCGGUGGCGCCCUCCUCAGUGAGAAUCUGGUAGUAACGGCCGCGCACUGCGUUACCAUGUACCCGCUCAACGUACCGCUCCCACAGACGCACAUCCGGGUCUCUCUCGGCAAGUUCUACCGCAACGACAGCCACGACGACGACGAAGUCCAGAGAUUCGCCGUGGAGGAGAUACGCGUGCACAGGGAAUACAACCCUGCCAACUUCAACGCUGACAUCGCACUGCUGAGAUUGAAGCGACCAGCGAGGCUGACGUAUGCAGUGCAGCCCGUCUGCCUGCCUACUAACCACUCACUAAGCACCACUCACCUGUCCCAGGUGCCGGUGACGGACUACAUGUUUUGUGCCGGCUACGGCACGGAGAUGUCCGACUCGUGUAACGGCGACAGUGGCGGCCCCAUGGUGUUCAGCGUUGGCUCAGGUGCCUCCCAUCACUGGGUGCUGGAGGGGAUCGUUAGCUGGGGAAGCCCCAAGGGCUGCGCGAUACCCUCUCACUACGGCGGAUACACGCGCGUCGAGAGAUUCGUCGACUGGAUCGCAGAGUACCUGUAGGGGGCGCUGCGGUAUGAGCUCUCCCCCGCGUCCGCCCGCUGCGGGGCGGAGUCGAGAGUGAGGAGCUGCUGUGACGGUGGCGCCAUCGUGCAGGCGCAGACUGCACCGGACGACGCAGCGGUUCUUGUUCGAUCGUGCGAUAGGCGUGUCGAUACGUGUCUUCAUGUCGACGUGGUUGAGGCGGCGCCUGGUUGUAGACUAGACAGAACGCUGGAACAGUGGCUCUACUAUUGCACCAGCGACGGCGGGCGCAGUCUAGCUGUUACCAUAGAGAUGCUCAAAGACAGACACUGACGCCGAACAGUGCGGACGUGUUAGAACUACGUGGCCGCUCUAAUAUAGACAGUGGCGCCAUCAUGUGGGGCGCAGAAGAGUUAAGCACGUCAUGAUAACUCCAUCGGCGAUCAAUCGUCAAUCCAGCGAAAAGUGCCGACCGGUGAACUAAGCCAACGGCCGAGAAGAAAGGCUGGACAGCUAGUGUUUGUGUGUAUGUGUGUACGUGUGCGUGUGUGUGAGGUCCCACUCAGAAUCACUGACCCCUCCCACUGCCUCGACACAUUACACUUAAUAAGAAGCUUGUCGUAAUCUCAUAGCGUGUGUAACCUAGUCUAUCCAGCAUUACCAGCUAAUAGAUCCAGCUCACGCUACCCUUAUUGAUGGCCUGCUUGCGCGAAGAAUUGUGGAGAAGGGACGAUGCAACAUGCCACCUCCCUAUCUUAGUGUAUACGUUCUGUUGAUAUGGAGGGAAAUGCUGGAAUGUGUGUCUACUUAUGACACACACUACUAGUGUGUGUCAUCAAUAAUGUUCCGAUAAACUUUACGUGUAAAUCAAUGCCGGUGAUGAAAUAUAGAGAACACAGGAUUUGCAAUGCUAA
Priapulus caudatus is the source of this 2232-nucleotide messenger RNA. RefSeq names its product limulus clotting factor C-like. The transcript has 9 exons. NCBI's taxonomy places the organism in Eukaryota, Metazoa, Priapulida, Priapulimorpha, Priapulimorphida, Priapulidae. Bases 260 to 1357 code for a protein of 365 amino acids. The record is from RefSeq and is a predicted model, not a curated record. Gene Ontology annotation, molecular function: serine-type endopeptidase activity. Gene Ontology annotation, biological process: proteolysis.